UACCCGGUUGUAUGUAAUGGGUGAUCUAGACUUUACCCUUCUUGUUAAUGGAAAAGGAAUUGAAGCGGACACGUCUCAUCAAUUGAACUCUACGAACGCUGACGCAACGCAAGCAGUGCCGUCUCGACUCACUUUCCUCUUCCAUUUCAAAAACAAAAGCAGUUGUCCCCGUUCCAGUUCCCAUUGGUUAAUGGGAACAUUGAAUGAUCGAUCAAUUCUUUUUUAGUAUUUAUUUAGAGUUCAAAUUCUCCAGAGAGAAAAAGAAAAAGAAAAAGAAAAAAAACAACUAUGGCUUCUACAGAUGGUCUGGUCCCAAUAACCAGGGCUUAUCUCGCUUCUUAUUACGACAAAUACCCAUUUUCACCUCUCUCUGAUGACGUCUCUCGCAUUUCCUCUCAGAUUCGUUCUUCCGCUAACGAUUUGCUCAACCACCUUCCUCCCACUCAAGAUGAAAGCUUGUUGGUACAUGAAGCAGACCGUGAGCCUCCCCAUAAAAUCGAUGAGAACAUGUGGAAGAAUCGAGAACAUAUGGAAGAAACGCUUUUUUUACUUGAAACUUCUAAUUGGCCAGCAGUGCUUCAGCAGCAGUCCACACCGGAUGAUGUUGAGUUUGCGACUGUUUUCAGUCAGCUCAAAGAUAAAAUUCAAAACACUUUGAAGAUUUUGGAGUUUUUCCAACAUAAGAAUUCUGAUCGUGUGUUCGAUACUGUUAUGACCUAUAUGCCUCAAGAUUUUCGGGGAACACUUAUUAGACAACAGCGGGAGCGCUCAGAGAGGAAUAAACAAGCAGAGGUUGAUGCUUUGGUAAAUUCUGGUGGAAGUAUACGCGAUAGAUAUGCUCUUUUGUGGAAGCAACAGAUGGAAAGGAGGAGACAGUUAGCUCAACUUGGUUCGGCCACGGGUGUCUACAAAACCCUUGUGAAGUACUUGGUUGGAGUUCCACAGGUUUUGCUAGAUUUUCUUCAGCAAAUUAAUGAUGAUGACGGGCCCAUGGAAGAGCAACGGCAACGUUAUGGGCCGCCUUUGUACAGUCUUACAACAAUGGUUAUCUCUAUUCGUCUCUUUCUUUUGGUAUUAUGGGGGCGGUUUGAUGCAGGAAAUUCAAAGAGGCAACAGGUAGCUGUCUUGGAAAAAGCUAUUGAUGUCUAUACAUCCGAGUUUGAAAGGUUCAUCAAAUUUAUGGGUGAGGUCUUUGCAAAUUCUCCCUUCUUAGUAUCAGCAGAGGUUGCCGGUGCAUUAGAAGCAGGGAAAGGCGAUGACUACAAAGAAAUAAGUGUUCCAGCUGGAAGAACUCAUGAGGUUUGUUUUCAAAUUGUGAACUCUUUUAUGAAGAGGUUAUGUAGAAAGAUAUUUACGGUUCCUUUGUAUAUAUUUGAGGUACUCUAACCUUUUGAGAGAGUC
Quercus lobata is the source of this 1401-nucleotide messenger RNA. RefSeq lists its product as uncharacterized. Bases 289 to 1386 code for a protein of 365 amino acids. The transcript has 10 exons. The record is from RefSeq and is a predicted model, not a curated record. NCBI's taxonomy places the organism in Eukaryota, Viridiplantae, Streptophyta, Magnoliopsida, Fagales, Fagaceae.